This is a messenger RNA of Colletotrichum phormii, 2204 nucleotides long. RefSeq names its product carboxylesterase. Bases 279 to 2018 code for a protein of 579 amino acids. The transcript has a single exon. Lineage: Eukaryota; Fungi; Ascomycota; Sordariomycetes; Glomerellales; Glomerellaceae. The record is from RefSeq and is a predicted model, not a curated record.
AAAGCCGAAAUAAAGACGGGAGCGCCGUUUGAUGCGAGCGGUCUCCGAGACCAUGUUGUGUGCGUACGAGAUGAGGAAGAGAUUGGGAGAAGAAGUUGACUUCCUCCUCUCCUUCGGCCGAGAUAAUAUCCCCCCGAGUUUGCCUCGACCUCUUCUCUAUAAGUAUAGCUCACAUUGUUACACAUGGCCACGUUUUCUUUCAACUCUCAUUCUUGGCCAUAGUGUCGCUCUACUAUUCUCUCCUUCCACCUCGCUCUCUCACAUUGAUCUAGCACACGAUGAUGGCUUCUCUGAAAUCAGCUCUGGCUGUCGUUCUCAUCCUAGCUGGUCGGUCAGCGGGCAACUCUGAGCAUCACCACUACGAACUCCGUGCUGCUCCAGCUACAGUAGAUGCCCCGGCCGGCACCCUCGUCGGACGAUCACUCGGCUCCGUCGACACUUUCUCUGGCAUCCCCUAUGCAGAACCGCCUAUCGACCCGCUUCGGUUGAGACCGCCUCAAAGACUCAACUCCUCCUUGGGUAAGUUUGAUGCCACAGGGAACGCAGCUGCAUGCCCUCAGUUUCUCUUGUCCACCGACAGCCGGAACAUUCUCCUUGAUGCUGUUGGCUCAUUCCUUACACUACCGUUCUUCCAACCCAUCACCGGCCAAGAAGACUGCUUGACGGUGACAAUUCAGCGUCCGUCCGGCACACAAUCCGAUGCGAAACUUCCAGUCUUGUUUUGGAUAUUCGGGGGUGGCUUCGAGUUCGGCUCGACAUCUACAUACAGCGGGGCAAGUUUUGUCCGCGAUGGAGCCGACAUGGACCGUCCCUUCAUCUUUGUUGGCGUCAACUAUCGAUUGGGAGGCUUCGGGUUCUUGCCUGGCUGUGAAAUCCUGAAAGAUGGCGCAGCCAACUUGGGACUGUUGGAUCAACGUCAGGCUUUAGAAUGGGUUGCCGAAAAUAUCGCUGCCUUUGGAGGCGACCCUGACAAAGUGACAAUCUGGGGCGAAUCAGCCGGCGCGAUAUCUGCUUUCGACCAGAUGGCACUGUAUAACGGCAACAACUCUUACCAGGGUCGACCACUGUUUCGAGGAGCCAUCAUGAACUCUGGCAGUGUUAUCCCAGCUGAUCCAGUUGACUGCCCCAAAGGCCAGAGAGUCUAUGAUGCUGUCGUGAAGGCAGCUGGUUGUGAAGGAUCAGCCAGUACCCUGGAUUGCCUGCGCAGCGUCGAUUACGAAACAUAUAUGCGUGCCGCAACGGCGGUGCCAGGCAUCCUUUCAUACGAAGCUCUUGCCCUGUCGUAUAUUCCUAGACCAGACGGCAUAGCACUGGUAGACAGCCCUGACAUCCAGGCAAAAGAAGGACGCUACGCCGCGGUGCCUAUGAUCAUCGGCAAUCAAGAAGAUGAGGGGACAUUAUUCGCACUCUUCCAGCCUCUGGUGUGGACAGCGUCACAACUGGUCAACUAUCUGUCAGAGCUGUACUUCCACAACGCCUCAAAAUCCCAGUUGACCACCCUCGUCAGCACUUAUGACAGUCGUAAUUCUGCAGGAAGUCCCUUUCGGACGGGGAUCUUCGAGAUCUAUCCUGGCUUCAAACGUAGGGCUGCCAUCCUUGGAGAUCUCGUCUUCACUCUGGCGCGCCGCUCGUUCCUAUCUGUAGCCAAAGCAAAGCACCCGGACGUCCCAGCUUGGUCGUAUUUGAGCAGUUACAAUUACGGCAAUCCCGUGCUCGGUACAUUCCACGCUUCGGAUAUACUGCAGGUGUUUCUCGGGGUCUUUCCUACCUUUGCGCGGCAGAGCACCCGGUCUUACUAUCUCAACUUCCUCUACAACUUGGAUCCUAAUGUUGGAUUGGGCGGUUACGCGCAAUGGCCGGAAUGGAGUCAGGACCAGCAACUACUCUGGUUUCUAAGCGAUCGAACAGAACACCUCAAAGAUGACUUUCGAAACGAGAGCUACAGGUUCAUCUACAACAAUAUGCAGUCUUUGAACUUCCGGGAUGACUCGGAUGUACUGCCGCGGUGGUCUCUUUGAAACAUCAUGUACUCACACACAGGCCGCAGGUAGUCAGCCUGAGGUGUGGUCGGCCUGUUUCUUCUUCUCUUUUGACGGGGUUCUUCUAUCGAAAGCGAAAGGGGUAUUGCCAACGCUAAACUAUGUACGUAAAUGAAGAUAUGUAUCUGGACAAUAACUGUUGACUGGAUCUGGCUCCGGUGAUCC